AGUGGGGGUGGGGUGGAGUGGAAGGGGGGAGGGAGGUGGAGGCGGGCAGACGGAAGAGCUGGGGGCUAGAGGCCGCUGGCUGGGGCUAAAGGCAGCCCAGGAGUGAGGCCGGUCAGCAGGAAGGAGACAGCUCUGAGACCCCAGGCCGAGGCCCCGCAGAGAUGGAGCAGAAGGAAGGGAAGCCCACUGAGGAUGGCACCACCGUCUCCCCAAACACAGAGGCCCCGGAAACACUGGGAGGUGGAGCCUCUGCAGAAGAGGCCAAAGGCUCAGUGGAGCCAACAGUCAAAGAGACACCUCCAGUUGGAGCAGGAAAGCAGGAAAGAGCAGCAGCUGAGGACGGCACAUCACCUGAACUUCAGGGGGAAGCAAACGGGUUGGAUGAGGUCAAGGUGGCAGCCAAAGUGGAGGCUGAACUGCACAAGGAAGAUGGCGGGAAGGAAGAGAGCACAGUGGCUCCUCAGGAGAUGACUGAUGGGAAGGAAGAGACCCAGCCUGGCCCCAAGGAGGCUGAGGAAGCCCUGGGGACCACGCUGGCCUCUGGGAAGCAGCAAGCUGACGAGAAGGAGGCCAAGCCUGAAUCUCAGGAGGAAGCCCGUGUGAAUGAUGAGGCCAAGGCUGAGCCCACGCAGGCUGCUGGGGAGCAGGAGGCCAAGACCGGAGCCAGGGAGGCUGACGGGAAGGAGGAGGCCACAACAGCCUCUCAGGAGAAGAGCGACAAGACCGAGGAGCCCACGGCUGAAGCCCAGGAGAAAGCUGGUGCCCCGGAGGCUGGGUCAGAUGCACAGACCAAGGCUGCUGUGGAGGCAGAGGCCGAGGCUGAACCUCGGGAGGCUGAUGCGAUGGAGGAGGCAGAGCCAGGUGGCCCCAAGGAAGAGCAGGACCAGGGCGUGGAGAGAGAGUCGGAGGAGGGCGCAGGAGCGGUCCCCAGCUCCCCUGAGGAAUGGCUCGAGAGCCCCACGGAGGAGGGCAGCGGCCUCAGCCCGGACGGGGUGGGUCCAGAUGCGGCAGCUUCCGGAGAGACCAGUCCUUCAGCCAGUGAGUCUUCACCUAGCGAUGUGCCCCAGAGUCCCACAGAGCCCCCUGCCUCCCAGGAGAAGAAGAAAGAGAAGGCACCAGAGCGCAGGGUGUCAGCCCCUGCCCGGCCCCGGGGGCCCCGUGCACAGAACCGCAAAGCCAUCGUGGACAAGUUUGGCGGGGCAGCCUCAGGCCCCACGGCCCUGUUCCGAAACACUAAGGCAGCGGGAGCAGCCAUUGGCGGUGUCAAGAACAUGCUCUUGGAGUGGUGCCGGGCCAUGACCAGAAACUACGAGCACGUGGACAUCCAGAACUUCUCCUCCAGCUGGAGCAGCGGCAUGGCCUUCUGCGCCCUCAUCCACAAGUUCUUCCCUGAUGCCUUUGACUAUGCUGCCCUGGAGCCCACGCAGCGCCGCCACAACUUCACCCUGGCCUUCUCCACAGCAGAGAAACUGGCCGACUGCGCCCAGCUGCUGGAGGUGGACGACAUGGUGCGGCUGGCAGUGCCCGACUCCAAGUGUGUCUACACCUACAUUCAGGAGCUGUACCGCAGCCUUGUGCAGAAAGGACUGGUGAAGACCAAGAAGAAAUGAAGAGCUGGCUGGCCCUGUGGGUGGAGGUGGGCAGGGUGUCCAGCUGAGCAGCCGUGGACAGGAGGCAGCGGAGCUGGGGCUGGAACAAGGGCAGGUGGCACCGGAGUCUUAAAUGCAUUAAAAGUACUUUUAUGGGGUCACUUGGGGGACUCAGUGGUUGCGCACCUGCCUUUGGCUCAGGCUGUGAUUCCAUGUCACAAUGGGAUUGAGUCCCACGUUGGGCUCCCUGCAGGGAGCCUGCAUCUCCCUCUGCCUAUGUCUCUGCCUCUCUCUCUCUCUGUGUCUCUCAUGAAUAGAUAAAUAAAAUCCUUAAAAAUAAAUAAAUAAAUAAAUAAAUAAAUAAAUAAAUAAAUAAAUAAAGUACUUUUAUAAAA
This is a messenger RNA of Canis lupus familiaris (dog), 1984 nucleotides long. RefSeq names its product smoothelin like 1 (gene SMTNL1). The transcript is spliced from 8 exons. NCBI's taxonomy places the organism in Eukaryota, Metazoa, Chordata, Mammalia, Carnivora, Canidae. Gene Ontology annotation, biological process: actin cytoskeleton organization. The record is from RefSeq and is a predicted model, not a curated record. The coding region runs from base 162 to 1610 and encodes 482 amino acids. Gene Ontology annotation, molecular function: protein binding. Gene Ontology annotation, cellular component: filamentous actin; microtubule organizing center.